AUGCAUGCAAUUGAGUCGAUCAGUUCGUCAGAUGGAAAGUCAGAGAUUGGAAACGUUACUGACAGUGAUGAUGAUGAUGAUACUUGGGAUGCUUCUACCCCAUUAGAUACCGACACCAUCUCACCUGAUGGGAUUGUAGAAUCUCCAGCAAGCCCGGACCUCGAGGCUCCAGAGGGUUCAGCGGCUGGGAAGAAGGGGAUUGUAGACUUUCCCGCAAGCCCGGAUCACGAGUCUCCAGAGAGCUCAGCACCCGAGGAGAAAGGACUUGUAGACUCUCCAGCAAGCCCAGAUCCAGAGUCUCUGGAGAGCGCAGCACCUGAGGACUCUCAUUCAAUGGAGAUGGAUCCACCUGACUCUACUAUAUCAGAGGUAGCACCAGUGAUUCUAGCGAAUGUUGGGGCUGCAACACCACCUAUCUCAGCGAAUGACACAGAACCAUUUGUUCGAGUGGGGGAAGUUGUUUGCCCACCAGCAGACGAAGCGGAACCUAUUCGAAUUUUCAUACCCGAAGAAUGGGAAGGUGUGAUGCCGGAAAGGGCUAUGAAGAAAAAGCGGAGAGAAAUCAUUAAUCGCCAUUAUCAAGUUGGUGGAACUUUUGUGACAAUGGGAGAUGUUCGAGCCAAGCUGAUCUUCUGUCCUCAUGGAAAUAUUUACUUUCGACCAAUGGGAUCAUUUACACAUCCCAAACGAUUAUUAACCAAUAUUAAAAUCUAUCCAGAGUUGUAAUGUCCGGGGGAGAUUGAUUUUGAAAAAGUGUCUUCUACAAUCUGACAACUAAACAAUGAAAAAUUUUAUUACUUGCGUU
Molecule: messenger RNA, 805 nt
Organism: Fopius arisanus
Lineage: Eukaryota; Metazoa; Arthropoda; Insecta; Hymenoptera; Braconidae
Exons: 3
Coding region: 1-726 (241 amino acids)
Source: RefSeq, a predicted model, not a curated record